This is a messenger RNA of Neodiprion virginianus, 3398 nucleotides long. RefSeq lists its product as uncharacterized. Lineage: Eukaryota; Metazoa; Arthropoda; Insecta; Hymenoptera; Diprionidae. The coding region runs from base 291 to 3398 and encodes 1035 amino acids. Gene Ontology annotation, molecular function: nucleic acid binding. The record is from RefSeq and is a predicted model, not a curated record. The transcript is spliced from 6 exons.
UCCUCGUAAGGUUCUAUCUACGACAGUGUUUUGCCGCUUUUCGAGGAAUUGGAAGAAUCUAACGAAUACAAGGAAAAUCUUGAACCAUCACUGUGUAUAUUAAUCUUGUCAAAGUGUCCGAAUUCGUCAAAGUUUUUGGAGAUCUUGGACUAUUUUUGAAAACUAUAAUACAAUUCUUGAAGGAUGAAAAAAUUGAAGGUACUGAACAACACGAUGUAGCUUAUCAUGUCUGGCAGUUCAAGUUCGACAGUGAAUACGACGGGGCUCGCCACUUCCUAGCAGUCACAGUCAUGGAAAAUGUGACAGCGAAUUGUGAAACCGAGCAGCACUCCAAAAGAGGACAAUUUAUACUUGGACCACAAUUUGGACAGCCAAUGCAGCUAACACCGCUAUGGCAAUAUGUGGUCCGCACCAGGCAAUUUCCACCUACUAUCGACCCGGAAUAUACUUUUCAUGAAAUAUCGCAAAGACUACGAGAUCCUGAGUGGGAAGUUCGUCAGCAUGCUCUCCGCGUCCUCGUCGAUGCUCUGCCUGCUGUCGAACAGAACUCUGUCGACAAGUUGAUGGUCCCAGUGUUCCCAGAACUAGUGACAAAUUUAGGCCAUCCAGCACCAGCUGUGAGAAAAGGCGCACUGGAUACUCUCCAAGUUUAUCUUUGCUGCAGCCAAGACACGAUGAAGAUGUUUCAAAAGAUAUUAGACAACGGUUUCAACCGUCCCGAUGCUCUGGAUAAUCUUCAAAGUAACAUCGGCGUGGGGGUGAUCGUCGGCAUUCCUUCACUGCUCUUCUCAUCGGCUGGUAACUUGAAACCCUCAAAAGAAAUGUUGAAGUUCACUAUAAACGCACUGGCUUCACGUAUGGUUCAAGUUACUCACCAGGAAGCUGUGUUGAGAUCUCUGGCGCAAAUACGCGAGAAGAUUGGAACUGGCGAUUUCGAUUCCAACCUGUUGGAUUAUAAUGCAAACUUGAAACGUGACUUUGAAGUUCUUUGCAAAGUCCAUAACGUAAAGAUUUCCAAAGAUAAGAAUGUGGGGUUGAAUGACCAUCAAAAGUAUGAGGAAGUUGAAGAAAUCGUACCACUGAUGGAGAAGUGGGGUAGUGAUAGUGAUACUUGCGGUGCAACAAACGAUGGUCGUAACCAAUACGACGAACACAAUGAUGUCCUUGUUGAAUUAAUUCCACCGGCUCGCGUUGUUGUAGAAACUGAGAUAAAAUUUUACUCGGAAACGGCGAUCUCAAUGACAAUAUUAGAGGAAGAAAAGAAUAAGAAAAACGAGGCGGACACCGAGUCUGAUUCUGUAAGUGAAAGUAAUUUCAGCGAUGAAGACGUGGGAAUAGUUCAAAUCCUAGAAGACAUUAUUCCCGAGAAGCGGAAUAUUCGGAGGCGGGUGCAUUUCGGCGGAGAAGUCGUCAAGCUCCGAACACCGGAUACCGACGAUGAAAUCAUAGGUCGUACACCAGAAGUGCCCAAGACGAGGAUACCUGUUCCGGUGCAUCCAGCUACCAAAAUGCCCUUGGAUCGCCGGCGGUCUCACUCCAGUGACAUUAGUCCUAAUCGCCUUAAACACCCAAGGAGACGGUCGCCUUCGAGCAGUUCAAAAAGAAAAGUCUACACACAUAAUGCACUCCUGAGACCGCAAAAAAGCAUCCUGAUGAAAGCAAACAGCCCGCUCUACGUUGUUCAGCCAGUGGAACCAAGGAAAGAACACAAAUGGGAUUACCACGAUAAGACAUCCUCAGCUGCUGAUGAUAUUCAAAUAAAUCUAAUGCAUUCGGAGCAGAUCAAGGAUGGUGAAGUCCCGAAACAGAGUGUAAGUAUUGUGGAAAAUGGCGGAAAAGUAAUGAGCAAGAACGAAGAGCAGACAUAUCACUCUAACGACGAGAAAAAGGAAACGAAGAAAAUCGUGCAAAGUGUUAGUUGCAGUCAAAAACAAGGCCUGAUUAAUAACAAUUUUGGUGUGAAAAGUCGGGAUGCACGUGGCAUAUUGCAAUCGGGUCAAAUAUCAAUACGAGCAAGUACGCCUCGGAAAUCUCCAAAGUGUCCAUGCCAGCCAUCCAGCCGUAUCAACUUUGACGUAUUUCCGAAGCAGGAGAGAAAUUACAUAUUAAUGGAGCUCUCAAGUUCGGAACGAAAAACUGACGUUGAAAAAAAUGCCUCGACGAACGAGUCGAGUGCUGAUUUCUCGCGAUCUACUCAGGUCGUAACCGACGCGUUAUUUGGCAUGAAUAUUUCAACACCGCGAACAGAAAUCCUAGCUCUUGAUCAGUUUCUAAAUCAUAGGAUUGAUAGCGCACAGACAGGUACAAAUCAGAGAUCUGCAGGCUUACAUGUGAAUUGGUCAGAGUCACGCAAUAUCACAUCCAGAAGUUCGCAGGAUUUACAUAGUGAAAAAUCAGUAAUACCUUUCGCGGCAAAGAAGAGUUCCGAAAGAAAUUUUGGUCAGUUGCCAAGAGACGUUGACGCAACAUCGACUAGUUCUGCUUGUAACAAAAAAAGUGAAAAUAAUGUCUAUGCCCCAAAUAUUGUACUUCAUAAAAAUCAAAGUUUUCGGGAAUUGGCAGUCGGUGAUGGCUGUGAUAAAUCUACUCUGGAUGAAAGUGAGAGUUUGAAUUGCAGUAGCAGCGAAGGUGACGUCGAGAAACCGGUCUGGAAAAAACUGGGGCUUGUCGAUCCAGUAUCCUUAAAUGAUGUUCAUAACAAGGGAAUACUAUGGUAUGCUGGGAACAAAUCUCACGAGGAUGUACUGAAAAUUGCGAGAAAAAAAGUAAGAAAUGCUUGUUACGUACACGUCAAAAGGAAGGAGAAGAAAGCAUGGCUGACGGAGAUCUUCGAUGGUACAAUGGGAGUUAUUCAUAAGGAAGAUUUGCACAUCACACCCCCUGCACUGGAAAAGUUGAAAUUUAUGGAAGCAGCACCCCGGGAUGACUUUAAGCGUAAAUACUUCCUAUCGGAUAAUAUCUGGAAGCAUGCGGAGGAAGGAUUAUUUUGGUAUGAUGACAACCCUGAAUACGUCCCAACAUACAACUGCGCCUUUGAAAACGUGCAGAGGCUGAGGAGUUGUUCGUGGUACAACAAAAGUGCAGCGGCGCAGCAGUUGCAUGACAAUUCAAAGCCACACACCGCAAGAUCGAACAAAGACGCUAUAAAUUUAUUGCGCUGGGAAGUUUUCCCUCAUCCGGCUUAUUCGCCAGACAUAGCUUCUACACACUACCACACGUUCCCGUACCUUCAACAUCACCUUUCGGAUACGCGCUUUAAGUCAGUGGAGGAAUUCGAAGAAAGCAUCGCAGAUUUCAUCCAAUCAAAACCACCAUCAUUUUACCGUGAAGGAAUUCGCAUACUACCUCAGAAAUGGCAGAAAGGUGUCGAAAGCGACGGUGAUUACGUCGACGAUUAA